Messenger RNA from Sus scrofa (pig), 4651 nucleotides. The record is from RefSeq and is a predicted model, not a curated record. Lineage: Eukaryota; Metazoa; Chordata; Mammalia; Artiodactyla; Suidae.
ACCAUCCAGUUGAGAUUUUUAUUGCAUAAAAUGUUGCCAGUAAUACAUUUUUGACACUUUUUCAUUUUUAUGCUUCCCAGUUUUACCAUAGCUGAGAAGAAAAAAAUGUUUACAUACAUGUGUAUAUGAUUUAUUUCAGAAGUUGAAAAAUCUAGAAAGAAGGAAACUAAGAAACUGAUGUUAACUAGCCACAGGUGAUUAAUAACACAUUAUAUGAAAGACAGAUGAAAAUAAGUGGCAACAAACUAUUUUCACGGUAAUCUCAUAUCCCACUAAUACCGAAGUGAAAAUUGCCACCACCGAGGUUCUGUUUUCAGUUUUGUGAUUGUGGGUAGGGUGAGAUGAACACGUUUUUCUCAUUCUCUAAGACUGGUGCUUUUCACCUAAAAGCACACCUUUUAGCGACGAAGCCUGUGGCCAGAAAACCACGGGACAGCGGAAGAGAAGCCGCUUCUCAAAAUGCUCUACCCCAGGCUUCCAGGCUAGUGAAGAUCCACCGCAGGAGGGAACUUGGCGUUGGGAAAUCUGCUGGCAGGCGAGCCCGCUUUAAAGCAAGAGGGAGGAUGAGGCAGGACUGGAUACCUCCGCUUUCGCUCACCGCAGGUUGUCACGGGUAGCUGCGGUUCUGCCACCCACGCAUCUUGCUAAGGCAUCUCCAGGUUCCCCAGCGCCUUUCCUCGUUCCUCAGGAGAGCCGCUCGCCCGCCCCAAGAGUUUGCCAGAGCUGAGCAAGACCAGGCGCCGGGCUCGGCAGGGGAUUGCUUCUGUCUGGGGCUAGGCUGAGGCCGCGUUCGUGUCUCGCGCGCACCCGCUCCGCGUACUCCCAGCCAAUCGGCCGCUACUCGCGCGCUCAGCGGCGUUCCCCAUUCCAGCUCUGCCGGGCCGGGUCCUUCGAGCUCCCAGUACUCCUCUCCCGAGCUCUUCCCCUCCCCUCACUCUUCACGAGUUCCACGAUUCUUGGUGUAGCUCCGCCCCUGUCCCCGGUUCCGCCCCCGCAACCUUAGGAGCAUGUGCUCUCCUUUCCUCUGAAUCUCCUGCUAUCUAGCCGCCCAGGGUCUGGCGCUCCGCGGUGCGGCCCAGGUCUCUCCUGCCUAACUCGGACGCCUCCGCGCGUUCUCUCCGAGCAGCCACCGCGUCCCCCACCCGCAGCUCGCCACCUCCGACCCGGACUCGGGGUCGCGCGCCCCGACUCCGCCCCCUCCGCCAACUCGCGCACUCUGGGCCUUUCGCGCUUGGCCGCUGAGUGCCUGGCCGCCUCCCCCUCCUUCUUUGCUCUCCUCGCGCUCCACGGGCGCUCACACUCUCGCGCUCUCCGAGGCGAGCGCGCUCCCGGCCCGCGCGCUCCGGGCUCCGGCUUCUCCCGGCUCCUGUCAGUGCGGUGACUGCGCUGGGAAACAUGGCGACCGAGGGAAUGAUCCUCACUAACCACGACCAUCAAAUCCGGGUCGGAGUCCUCACAGUGAGUGAUAGUUGCUUCAGGAAUCUUGCAGAAGAUCGCAGUGGAAUAAAUCUCAAAGAUCUCGUACAAGAUCCUUCUUUGUUGGGUGGGACUAUAUCAGCAUACAAGAUAGUACCAGAUGAAAUAGAAGAAAUCAAGGAAACCCUGAUUGAUUGGUGUGAUGAAAAGGAACUUAAUUUGAUAUUAACAACUGGAGGAACAGGAUUUGCACCACGAGAUGUCACUCCGGAGGCCACAAAAGAAGUAAUAGAACGGGAAGCGCCAGGGAUGGCCCUGGCAAUGCUGAUGGGAUCACUUAAUGUUACACCUCUGGGCAUGCUCUCUAGGCCUGUAUGUGGAAUCAGAGGGAAAACUCUCAUAAUUAACUUGCCAGGUAGCAAGAAAGGAUCUCAGGAAUGCUUUCAGUUCAUACUGCCAGCUCUACCUCAUGCCAUUGACCUUUUACGGGAUGCCAUUGUAAAAGUAAAGGAAGUGCAUGAUGAACUUGAAGAUUUACCUUCCCCACCACCACCUCUUUCUCCUCCUCCCACAACUAGCCCCCAUAAACAGACAGAAGACAAAGGGGUUCAAUGUGAGGAAGAGGAAGAAGAGAAGAAAGACAGUGGUGUUGCUUCAACAGAAGAUAGUUCUUCAUCACAUAUAACUGCAGCAGCCAUUGCUGCCAAGAUUCCAGACUCCAUCAUUUCUCGUGGCGUUCAGGUGCUCCCACGAGACACAGCCUCCCUCAGCACUACUCCCUCAGAAUCUCCUCGUGCUCAGGCUACAUCUCGCCUUUCUACAGCUUCCUGCCCAACACCAAAACAAAUUAGACGGCCGGAUGAAAGCAAAGGAGUUGCUAGUAGAGUUGGAUCCCUCAAAGCUCGGCUUCCCUCGUGUUCAUCUACCUAUAGUGUAUCUGAGCUCCACUCUAGAUUGGAAGGGCUUAAAGAUGAACUCUGGAGGAAUAGAGGCUACGACUUAAGAGUCCAGUCCAGGUGCAGCAGCAAGGAGAACAUUCUCAGAGCCAGUCACAGUGCUGUCGAUAUCACCAAGGUGGCUAGAAGACACCGCAUGUCUCCUUUUCCUCUAACAUCAAUGGACAAAGCUUUCAUCACAGUCUUGGAGAUGACUCCGGUGCUUGGGACAGAAAUCAUCAACUACCGAGAUGGAAUGGGGAGAGUCCUUGCUCAAGAUGUGUAUGCGAAAGACAACCUACCCCCGUUCCCAGCAUCAGUAAAAGAUGGUUAUGCUGUUCGAGCUGCUGAUGGCCCAGGAGAUCGUUUCAUCAUUGGGGAAUCCCAAGCUGGUGAACAGCCGACUCAGACAGUAAUGCCAGGACAAGUCAUGCGGGUUACAACAGGUGCUCCAAUCCCCUGCGGUGCUGAUGCAGUAGUACAAGUGGAAGAUACCGAACUUAUCAGGGAAUCCGAUGAUGUACGUCAUUACCAGGGCACUGAAGAGCUUGAAGUACGAAUUCUGGUGCAAGCUCGGCCAGGCCAAGAUAUCAGACCCAUUGGCCAUGACAUUAAAAGAGGAGAAUGUGUUUUGGCCAAAGGAACCCACAUGGGCCCCUCAGAGAUUGGUCUUCUGGCAACUGUAGGUGUCACAGAGGUUGAAGUUAAUAAGUUUCCAGUGGUUGCAGUCAUGUCAACUGGAAAUGAGCUACUAAAUCCUGAAGAUGACCUCUUACCAGGAAAGAUUCGAGACAGCAAUCGUUCAACCCUCUUAGCAACAAUUCAGGAACAUGGUUACCCCACAAUCAACUUGGGAAUUGUGGGAGACAACCCAGAUGACUUACUCAAUGCCUUGAAUGAGGGUAUCAGUCGUGCUGAUGUCAUCAUCACAUCCGGGGGUGUGUCCAUGGGGGAAAAGGACUAUCUCAAGCAGGUGCUGGACAUUGAUCUUCAUGCCCAGAUCCAUUUUGGCAGGGUUUUUAUGAAACCAGGUCUGCCAACAACUUUUGCAACUUUGGAUAUUGAUGGUGUAAGAAAAAUAAUCUUUGCACUACCAGGGAAUCCUGUGUCAGCUGUGGUCACCUGCAAUCUCUUUGUUGUGCCUGCACUGAGAAAGAUGCAAGGCAUCUUGGAUCCUCGGCCAACCAUCAUCAAAGCCAGGUUAUCUUGUGAUGUAAAACUGGAUCCUCGCCCAGAAUACCAUCGGUGUAUACUGACUUGGCAUCACCAAGAACCACUGCCUUGGGCACAAAGUACAGGUAAUCAGAUGAGCAGCCGUCUGAUGAGCAUGCGCAGCGCCAAUGGAUUGUUGAUGCUUCCUCCAAAGACAGAGCAGUACGUGGAGCUCCACAAGGGCGAGGUGGUGGAUGUCAUGGUCAUCGGCCGGCUAUGAUGGUCACCGGGGGAGAAAGCUUUGAUGCAUGUCCACAUAUCAUUGACUGUAUCCUGUAAUAUGCAACGGCACAGCUAGUUUUUCUGAUUUGGAUAACAGUUGAUCUGUAUAGUCAACAUCUCGAACUAUAUUUCAAAAGAAUUUAAAUACCUUUUAAAGAAAAAAAAACACCUAAAAAUGAAUCUUAACAGACAACUCUAUUCUGAUUAUAUCAAAGCAAAUUUUUCCUUUCUCGCAAAUUGCUUUGUGUGUUCAAUGCUAGGUCUGAUAGCGAUAGCUUUUAGUAGACAGCAGUAGGUGCCUGCAGAACUUGUGUUUUUCUCAUCUUUAAAAUACAACUACUUAUGCUCUUAAAUCAAGGCUGUCUGCUUAUUUAUACUAGCGUAGGCAACACUUGGAUUUCCCUUCUUAGUAUGCUUCAUACCCGCUUUACAGAGAGCUUUUGCUUGUUCUUUAUCAUGUAUCUCGUGUUUAUGUGCACAGUGCCAAAUGAAGAGUGACUGGGUGGCGGCCCUGCCCUGCCUCAAGGAGAACCAUCCCUGCAAAGCGUCCGGGAGGUUUCUCGUCCCAGUGGCCUCACGGCACAGUACUCUUGGGCAGUAACUGGAUACCUUUUAUUUGAAAAAACAAACUGGGGGAAAAAAUGCUUCCUUAAGUGCUGACAGCCUUUUUAACCAAUACAUUUAAAAUUGUACAGAACAAAAAAUAAAAUCAAAGACUGAUCUUGUACAGAUAUUAGUGUUACCAGCAUUCAUGUGGAAAUCAAAAGCAAAGAAAAAUAAUGUUAAACAACUCUGUACCAUAACAUUUUCUGUAAUGAUACUGAAACUUAAUGAAUAAAAAAAAAAUCCUUGAUCAUUAUUUAAAA